UAAAAUGAAGUCAAUUUUAGCUUUAGUAGCUCUUAUUUUCGCGUUUCAAUGUUACGCAACCCCCAUCGAUAAUAAUCGUGUCAUUAAUGGACAUGAUGCGGAACCUCAUUCUGCUCCUUUUAUCGUUUCAAUGCAACUUGCAAGUCGCGAUGGACUCACGAAGAAAACUCGUCAUCGUUGCGGCGGAAGCAUUUUAAACGAAAAUUGGGUCUUGACUGCUGCCCAUUGUGUCGUCAAUGUUCCGGAAAACUCGUGGUUGGAACUUUUUGCGGGCAGACACGAUUUGCGCUUGACUGAGGAAGAGGAAAAUGGUCAAAGUCGCAAGUUGGAGAAGAUUAUCGUGCAUGAGAGAUAUGUUACGCGUGAUGAUGAGCCUUAUGACAUUGCUCUUGUGAAGGUCGUGAAACCAUUUGAAUUCACGGAAAAUAUUAAAACGAUUCGUUUGCCGGGUGCCAAUGAAACGCAAGAAGGUGACUCGAAACUUUUUGGCUGGGGAAGCAUUUCGACGAAUUUGACGUCGAUUCUUCCGCCUAUUUUGCAGACAUCCGACUUGCCACUUAUUCCAUACGACGUUUGUGAAGCAGUCAUGAAUGGCUUAGGCUUAUCGCCGAUGCAUCCAACAUUCAUUUGUACCGGUCCUUUGCUCGGAAAUGGAGGCGCCUGCUCUGGCGACAGCGGUGGUCCCUUAGUUCAAUACAAAGCCGAUGGCGAACCAGACUUGAUCGGAGUUGCUGCUUGGGUCCCAUUGUUGCCAUGCGGAUCUCCCAAUGCUCCAACAGCCUUCACCAAAGUUUCCUUCUUCAUCGAUUGGAUCAACGAAAAUAUGCGAGAAUAAGAGUUGAGUCAUGAUUUCCGUGUACGUCAAUUAUUUCAAAUGUUCAUAAAAACAAGACAUCCGACAACAAUAA
Culicoides brevitarsis is the source of this 908-nucleotide messenger RNA. Its product is annotated as lectizyme-like. Gene Ontology annotation, biological process: proteolysis. The transcript is spliced from 2 exons. Bases 5 to 835 code for a protein of 276 amino acids. The record is from RefSeq and is a predicted model, not a curated record. Lineage: Eukaryota; Metazoa; Arthropoda; Insecta; Diptera; Ceratopogonidae. Gene Ontology annotation, molecular function: serine-type endopeptidase activity.